Messenger RNA from Lachancea sp. 'fantastica', 1866 nucleotides. NCBI's taxonomy places the organism in Eukaryota, Fungi, Ascomycota, Saccharomycetes, Saccharomycetales, Saccharomycetaceae. The record is from the annotation of a GenBank genome assembly.
AUGUCUGUGCAGCCGGUUUCUUCUUCCCAGCUCGACAGCCUAGUUCAAAAGGCUACAAGCGAGUCCAUUCCACACGGAGCAGUUGACUUGACCAUCGCGCUAGAGGUUUCCGAUGUCAUCAAAUCACGGAGAAUUGGGUCGAAAGACGCGAUGCGCUGUCUCAAAAAACGCAUUGCCUCUACAAAAUCUAAUCCAAACACCCAGCUGGCGUCUUGGACGCUCACGGAAAUGUGUAUAAAGAACUGUGGGACGGGGCUGAUCCGUGAAAUAUGCUCACGCGAGUUCAUGGACUCUCUGGAGCACACUAUCCUGGAUAGUGAGGACAACGAAGAGCUGGAACGGAUAUGCAAGGGCAUCUUGCAAGGUCUGAACACGGCUUUCAAAAAUGAUUCUCAGCUCGGAUACGUUUCCAAAGUAUAUCAACGUCUGGUGUCAAGAGGCGUUGAAUUUCCACCAAGCUCUACUAGCGAUUUGGAGUUAGCCCAAGCUAUGUUUGACUCGAAAACACCGGCAGAUUGGGUUGAUUCCGAUGUUUGUAUGAUCUGCUCGACCAGGUUCACACUCCUCAACAGGAAACAUCACUGUCGUUCGUGUGGGGGCAUUUUCUGCCAGGAGCAUUCUUCUAAUAACAUUGCGUUACCUGAUCUAGGAAUCUACGAUCCCGUACGUGUGUGUGACGACUGUUUUAGCGAAUAUGACUAUAAAAGGCAAUCAGACAAGAAGAAAGCUCCGAAAAGGUCAAGGCGUCAUUCCAAGAGGUCUUCUCAAAGCGCUCAGGAUCAGGAAGAUGAGGAACUUAGAAGGGCGAUCGAAAUCUCGCUGCGAGAGUCUCGUGGAAAUGACACGUUUGUUCCCGCAGUUCCAGCCCCGCCAUCAAAACCCAAAAGUCCAAUCCCCGCUACAGAGGAAGACCAGGAUGAAGAUCUGAAAGCCGCAAUCGAGGCUAGCUUACGCGAGGCUGAAGAGCAAAAAAAGCGGCAGGAAUCAGUCUCCUCCAACUCAUUUUAUGUUCAGCGAGAAAGUCCACGUCCCUCUUACGAACUGUCGGCUUCUGAGGAAGACGACAUCUAUUUGUUCGCUACACUCGUGGAAAAAAUGAAAUCACAACCACCCUCAGCUGUACUAGAAGAUGUACAGCUCCAGCAGCUUUAUCGCAAAGUCAUGGGUAGUGCACCCAAGCUUAAUUACGGUCUGAACGACACUUCACAGAAAUACAACAAGCUUCUCGAUGUGAACAGCAAAAUAUCAGACAUCACAAACAUUUACGACUCUCUUCUCGAGAAGCAAUUGGAGGCUAUUAACCUGAACCAGCAGUACACACUCCCGCAAAUUCCUUCCGACCCUUACGCUUACUACAACGUUGCCCAGCAAGAUAAUUCCACAGUACAUCAGCACCCUUAUGCAAAAGAGACCCCAAUACCAAAUGUGACUAGAAGUCCAGAAGUAGUACCAAGCAGCAUUUCGACACCUAUUCCUCAAUUCCAGGAAACCCGAGUGGGGCACAACCAGGGGCCAAACUAUGCGGACGAUUUACAAGGGGUUUCUUUGGGAUCUCCUCAGUCCAAUGGUAAAGUAUUAGUACAGCAACGACCCUAUCCGGACGACAUACAAGACCUAACCAAUGUGCCUUCUGAGCCGAAUUACGAAGCAACUGACUUAGACCUGGAGAAGUCUCAAAAAACCCCAUAUCCAGCCGACGAGGAAAAUGUCGAGCAAAAUGAAGCCAAGACUUCAGCCAAGGAUGGUAGUAAAAUAACCAACUUUGAUUUCCCGACGGUUCCUGUUCAUCAUCCACCAGUAAAAGAGCAGCAACCGGCACAUGUAGAGAACACGCAGGACCGUGAAGAACUGCUUAUUGAAUUAUGA